CGUGGUGGUUUGUCCGGUGCGGCCUGGCGGGUGCCGGGGGACUGCGGAACCGCGCGGCCCUGGACCCACGCUGACUCCGGCCCGCACCUCAGCGCACUCCCGUCCCUCGUUCCACAUUGCCCUGCCCAGCUCCCCGAUGCGCACCACCCCUUUUGUACCUUCCUGGUAAACGUAAAAAUCCCCUCAGAAUUGCCAAGAAAUUCCUCCCAAUAAAAGUAUUGCGGUGAGGCGGGCGUGCUAAUGCACGCCUUUAAUCCCAGCACUCUGGGAGGCAGAGGUAGGAGGAUCGCUGUGAGUUCGAGGCCAGCCUGAGACUACAGAGUGCAUUCCAGGUUCCGUCCAAACACUUUAAAGGGUCGGGUGUUCCCCCAAAAUGAGUUUGGUGAUUAGAAAUCUCCAGCGAGUCAUCCCCGUCAGGAGAGCACCACUUCGCAAAAAUAUGGAGAUUGUGAGGACUAUUUUAGGAGUGCAGAAAUUUGACAUGGGGAUCAUCUGCGUUGACAACAAGAAUAUUCAGCACAUUAAUAGGCUCUACAGAAAGAAAAACGUUCCAACCGAUGUGCUUUCUUUUCCAUUUCAUGAGAAUCUGAAAGCAGGUGAAUUUCCUCAACCAAAAUUCCCAGAUGAUUAUAACUUGGGGGACAUUUUUCUAGGAGUGGAAUAUAUCUUCCAACAGUGCAAAGAAAGUGAAGAUUAUUAUGACAUCCUGACCGUGACAGCCACCCAUGGACUCUGUCACCUUCUAGGCUUCACACACAGCUCGGAGGCUGAGUGGCAGAAGAUGUAUGGACAAGAGAAACUGGUCCUGGAGGAGCUGAGCCGCCACACUGGAACCAGGCUCCAACCCCUGAGCAGGGGCCUCUACUGACUCCCCAGAGGCUCCAAGAUACAGAGAGGGGUUUAUGUACUGAAGAUAAGGCCCAGAGUGGAUCUCUGCUAUUCAUGCUGUCCUGAGAGGCUGCAGAGGCAUCAGCCUGUGCUGACGAUAAAUUCCAUGAGUGGAACGUGGCUUCCAGAAGUACAAGAGAAGUGUCUAUUUAGAAGGCUGUCUUCAUUAUUGUGAAGAGAACGGUUUUAACCCCUUACUGAGAGGCACGACACAUAAGCCUAUAGGCUUCUUUGGUACGGAUCUUCCUUGGAACUGGGUGAAUGAAAUACUAUGCUUCCUGCCUGUAACUUGCAGAAAUAGAACCAGCAGCCAGAGCACUGGAGUAUUUUCUUCAUAGGUGGGUGGGCUCCUGCCAGCAAGCAGACUGCAGAGAGCUGGGCUUCAACCCUAACCCUCGGGAGCUCUGUGACCUGGCCUUGCUGCUAUCUCCCAAGAGGAAGAAGAUGCAGAAUUGCCCUGCACCCACCCCCCCAUCGCUUCUGAGGCAUUGGCCGCAAACCCGACCUGGAAAUGCUGGUAUCUGAUGACCAGAGGAGGGGAACUGGUGGCUUUCUGCCUCUGUGCUUGCUGAACCCCUCCCCUGGUCAGUAUUGCUUAUUUCUCUUCUAAAAUUGAAAUUAGAGCCAGGCGUGGUGGCACACUCAGGAGGCAGAGGAAGGUGGAUUACCAUGAGUUUGAGGCCAGCCUGAGACUACAUGUGAAUUCCAGGUCAGCCUGGACUAGAUUGAGACCCUACCUCGAAAAAAAAAAAAAAUUAGCCAGCUCCCAUCUUCAGCCCCUAUAUUGGGCAAGGCGGGCCAGGAGUACAGUGGCCUCUGACCCCCUCCCAGGCAUGGUGGAUCCUGCAGCGAGCACACACUUUUAAGAUGCAGCCUCUUAGAUUCCUUCUUCAGUCCUCAAAUCUGCUGGUAGCAUUCUAAUCAUUUGUCUUGUGGAUUUAAGUUCCCUGAAAAAGCCACAUCAGUGCUGACUGGAACUCCCACGAUUGGCAGAGAGUUGGAAUACUGCAGAUUCAGAGCUAAAAUGAUCUCAGGUGGUCUUUAAUCCCCUUAAGAGCAACCUAUUACCAACCUCUGUAUCUGAUACCCUUCACCAGGUAAAACUUUAGAAUAUAUUUAACUUAGGAGAGCACUGGCUCCCACCAACCCAAAUGCUAAGACUGCCACCAGGUAGCAUCUGAGAGCUACAGCAGUCUUCCCCACUUUGAGUUAAGCCACCUUCCUGAUGCCCUUACCAAUGCGUGUGGCAAACACAUCGACUUAUGGCUCUCUUCUGACCAGAAGAGUUCAUGUAACAUGAUGACUCAGAACAAAUUGAACCUGUGAUUCCAGGCCAUGGUCAUUCACACUUGACUCAGAAUAAACUGUGCCUCUUUA
Molecule: messenger RNA, 2265 nt
Organism: Jaculus jaculus (lesser Egyptian jerboa)
Lineage: Eukaryota; Metazoa; Chordata; Mammalia; Rodentia; Dipodidae
Gene: Ybey
Product: ybeY metalloendoribonuclease
Exons: 5
Coding region: 374-868 (164 amino acids)
Biological process (GO): rRNA processing
Molecular function (GO): metalloendopeptidase activity
Source: RefSeq, a predicted model, not a curated record